Messenger RNA from Drosophila obscura, 3642 nucleotides. It is a transcript of the gene Rel, whose product is annotated as nuclear factor NF-kappa-B p110 subunit. Gene Ontology annotation, molecular function: protein binding; DNA-binding transcription factor activity; DNA binding. NCBI's taxonomy places the organism in Eukaryota, Metazoa, Arthropoda, Insecta, Diptera, Drosophilidae. Bases 575 to 3511 code for a protein of 978 amino acids. Gene Ontology annotation, cellular component: cytoplasm. Gene Ontology annotation, biological process: innate immune response; inflammatory response; non-canonical NF-kappaB signal transduction. The transcript has 2 exons. The record is from RefSeq and is a predicted model, not a curated record.
CGGACAGCGAGAUUACUUGUUUUACGUUUUCGUUCGUAUAUAUUUCAUGCUCAUUUGUGCAGUUGCUGCGAAUCGAUCUUCUGCGGUUCUCCACGCCGUUUGACGAAUUCCCGUAUAUAUAUUUACCUAGAAUAUAUACAUACAUACAUAUAUUAUAAAUGUGUAUAGUAGAUGUGUUUGCGCGUGUGGGAACGAAUACGAAUUUCAAUACGUUGAUAGUGAUAGUGUGACUUCUUUAUGUAAACAAUUUAUUCGCAUUGAAAAUUCCACGAACAACAACAAAACCCCACGUUGCUGCUGAGCUGAAAAACCCAUGAGUCACCUGAAGUGUACCCUGCCUCUCUUUCAGCCCGAUAAUUUCCCCGUCCGAGCACCCAAUCAACGUCGGGGAAGUACCUAAAGCCGAACGUUCGACAUCGUUACGAACAGCCAACCAUUCACAGAUUCAGUUUCGUUUUGUUGCUCCAGCGCUACGGGCGCUAAGUUUUUACCCGCGACGCAAUUUCAAAAACAAACAGAUACAUACGCGUGCAUAUACACAUAUGUGAGAAGGGAUCAUUAAGUUGUAAAUAAAAUGAACCACAUCUACGAUUUGGACAAGGGCAAGAACGUUCUGUACGUGAACGACGCCUCCAGCACGAGUGGAUAUAGCAGCGAAAAUUCGGCAACAUCGACAAUGUCACCAGCACAAUCCCCCGAAACAUUGACGAUGCAAAAUGAUUUUGCAAAUCUGAAUCUACCACAGACGAACUCACCUCAACCGCCGCCGCUGCAGAGUUCACCAUACCAGCUGUUAAAUAUCGAUGCCAGCAAUUUUUUGGGCAGCAACGCCACGAAUGCCACGGAUUUUGGAAUUGGAAACAUGUUUGUGGAUCACCAUUACUUCGCCCAGGCCCCCGACACAAUACCGAACUUUGGAUACCAACGAAGCAAUGGCGUGCAGGCCAAUUCGGAGUUGGGACACAUGCCCGCUGCCCUGCGCAUCGUGGAACAACCUGUGGAAAAGUUUCGCUUUCGCUACAAGAGCGAAAUGCACGGAACACAUGGCUCGCUCAACGGUGCCAACUCGAAGCGCACACCAAAAACGUUUCCCGAGGUGACGCUCUGCAAUUACGAUGGACCGGCGGUGAUACGGUGCAGCCUCUUCCAGACGAACCUCGAUAGCCCACAUUCGCACCAGUUGGUGGUGCGCAAGGAGGAGCGCGAUGUGUGCGAUCCGCACGACCUGCACGUGUCCAAGGACCGCGGCUAUGUGGCCCAGUUCAUCAACAUGGGCAUCAUACACACGGCCAAGAAGUUUAUAUACGCUGAGCUCUUGAAAAAGAAGCAGGAUCGCCGGGUGUUCGAGAUGAAGCGUCGCGAGCUGUCCAAAAAGGAGCAGCAGACGCUUCACCAGGAGACAGAGCGCGAGGCCAAGGAUAUGAAUCUGAAUCAGGUGCGUCUCUGCUUUGAGGCCUACAAGAUCGAGGACAAUGGCGAUUGGGUGCCCAUUGCCACGCCCGUCUACAGUAAUGCGAUCAACAAUCGCAAAUCGGCACAAACGGGAGAGCUGCGCAUUGUACGGCUGAGCAAACCGACGGGCUCUGUGCUGGGCAACGAUGAGCUCAUCCUGCUCGUGGAGAAGGUCAGCAAGAAGAACAUCAAGGUGCGCUUCUUCGAGGAGAACGAGGAUGGGGAGACUGUGUGGGAGUCGUAUGCCAAGUUCCGUGAAUCGGAUGUCCAUCAUCAGUAUGCCAUCGUUUGCCAGACGCCCACCUAUAAGGACAAGGAUGUGGACAGAGAGGUGAAUGUCUUCAUUGAGCUGAUACGACCAUCGGACGACGAGCGCUCCGUCCCGCCGCUGCAGUUCCGUUACAAGCCACGCGAUGCCAUCGCCUCGCGUAAACGCAGGCGCACAUGUUCGAUGGCCACCAACAGCAGUUCGGGCGGCAGUGCCCAAAACUCGGGAGAUCUGCCCAGGACACUGGCGUACCAGCAGCAGGAACAGCAAGUGCCCAUGGGGGAAACGUCCGUCGGGUACAACGAUCAGACCAUCAGCCAGGAGUUUGGACGAGAUAGCGUACUCAAUGGCCUGAUCUCAACGGAAAAAUUUCGCGAGCUUUGCGAUACGAGAAGCGAUGAACUUGAGCGGAUGUGUACUCUGAGCGGUCUGGACAGUCUGCUCCACCAUCCUGAUGGCGUCCUUCAGGAAGAUGGCCAUGGACAAGCAGCGGAGCGACCGGCUACCCCAGCAGCAGCAGCACCCAACCGCAAUUUGACGCCACACUUUUUAAAUACAAUCUUCAAGAUCUACGAGGCACAUCGUCGAUCACCAAAUGACACCUCGCGCAAGCAGGUGGAGGAGUUGUUCACGGAACACGCCCUGCGGAACGAUAACAACGACACGCUGCUGCACGAAGUGAUCAUCAGCCAGCGGACAGAGGGACAGCUGACGCAGGCCAUCCGCACCAUUGAGGUGAUGAAAUACUUUAAGCUGCACGAUCUGGCGAACAACGCCCUCAAUGCGGAUGGGGAUAGUGCCCUGCAUGUGGCCUGUCAGCAUGAUCGCGAAUACUACAUUCGCCCACUGCUGAGCCUUGGAUGUAGUCCAAAUCAGCAGAAUCAUGCGGGCAAUACGCCGCUGCAUAUGGCUGUGAAGGAGGAGCGAAUGUCCUGCAUCGAUAGCUUCCUGAAGGGUGGCACUGGCACGCCCACCGUACGGCUGGACCUGACGCUCAAAAAUGACGACGGAUUGACGCCACUCCAUAUGGCCAUUCGGCAGAACAAGUACGAUGUGGCCAAGAAGCUCAUCAAAUAUGACCGCAGCUCGAUUAGUGUCGCGAAUACAAAAGACGGCAACAAUGCCCUACACAUGGCGGUGCUCGAGCAGAGCUAUGCACUGAUUGUGCUCAUUGUAGAUGCCCAGGACACGACCCUCUCGGACAUACUAAUGUCGCGCAAUUCGGCCGGUUAUACGCCGCUGGAGUUGGCGCGUUGCAAGGGCGACGAGCAGGUGUUGCAGCUGCUGGACAGAGUGUAUUCGGAAAAGAAUGAUGCGGCGGCCAUGACCUGGAUACCCAACAAAAUCAAAGAGGAGCUAGACACCUCCUCCGAUGAGAGCAGCGAGGCAGCGCUCGAGAUCAAAACCGAAGUUAUGGGCAUCAAAACGGAGUCGUCGGAGGAGGAUAGCAGCGAAAUGGAACUGGACGGCAAUGAAGUUGUUGGCAACGAGACGGAAGUGGAGACGACCAUCGAUUCCAAAUACAAUCUUCAGCUGCUGCUGAGCAACAAGCAGCGUUUCGAGAAGCUAAAGACACUGCUAAACGAACCGAUGGGCAGCGGACCGUAUGCCAAUCAGCCUAAAUGGAAGCAUUUGGCACGCAUUUCGCACAUGGAGCGUUUAAGUUUCUUUUGGAUGAGCGCCGAGAGCAUGCUCGAUUAUAUACUGAAUAAUGCCAAGUGUGUGGAGUACAGCACCUUUGCCAUGGCCCUCGAAUCAAUCGAUUCAGAGGCAUCGGCUCUGCUUAAUUAAGUUAUAGAAUUUAAUGUGUUACAAAAGCAAAUACAUACAUUCAUAUAUGUACGUAUAUUUGAUCAAUAAAUUACUAGUUAAGUUUUCUAAUCAUAACGACUAAAAGAGCAAAAUAUAUAUUAUAUUUGUAU